This is a messenger RNA of Octodon degus (degu), 1726 nucleotides long. It is a transcript of the gene Efemp2, whose product is annotated as EGF containing fibulin extracellular matrix protein 2. Gene Ontology annotation, molecular function: calcium ion binding. NCBI's taxonomy places the organism in Eukaryota, Metazoa, Chordata, Mammalia, Rodentia, Octodontidae. Bases 228 to 1604 code for a protein of 458 amino acids. The record is from RefSeq and is a predicted model, not a curated record. The transcript has 10 exons.
CGUGGGGGGAGGGUGCGGGGCCGAGUUGGCCAAGACGCGCAACGCAGACCCAGAGGCCUGAGCUCCUCGGCCCGCACCACGGCUGCGGGACCGGGCGGGGGCGGGGCGGCCCCGGCCAGUGGGCCCGCGAGAGGACUCAGCCCCCAGUCUGGGAGGCUCCCAGGCUAAAAUACGAUCCUGAGAGAAGACAGCUGGGGCUGGGGCUGAAACAGGGAAUAGGUGGUCCCAUGGCAGAGACCCCUGAGCCCUGCCCACCAUCUCUCAGCCCCAGGAUGCUCCCCUUCGCCUUCUGCUUCCCCGGGUCUCUACAGCUCUGGGCCCUGCUGUUGUUGCUCUUGGGGGCAGCCUAUCCCCAGGAUUCCGAGGAGCCGGACAGCUACACGGAAUGCACAGAUGGCUAUGAGUGGGACCCAGACAGCCAGCACUGCCGGGAUGUCAACGAGUGCCUGACCAUCCCCGAGGCCUGCAAGGGAGAAAUGAAAUGCAUCAAUCACUAUGGGGGCUACUUGUGCCUACCACGCUCAGCUGCUGUCAUCAAUGACCUGCAUGGCGAGGGACCCCCUCCACCAGUGCCCCCUGCUCAACACCCCAACACCUGCCCACCAGGCUAUGAACCCGACCAACAGGAGAGCUGUGUGGAUGUGGAUGAGUGUGCCCAGGCCUUGCACGACUGUCGCCCCAGCCAGGACUGCCAUAACCUGCCUGGCUCCUACCAGUGCACCUGCCCUGAUGGCUAUCGCAAGAUUGGGCCCGAGUGUGUGGACAUAGAUGAGUGCCGCUACCGAUACUGCCAGCACCGCUGUGUGAACCUUCCUGGCUCCUUCCGCUGUCAGUGCGAGCCGGGCUUCCAGCUGGGGCCCAACAACCGGUCCUGUGUGGAUGUGAAUGAGUGUGACAUGGGGGCCCCAUGUGAGCAGCGCUGCUUCAAUUCCUAUGGGACCUUCCUGUGUCGCUGCAACCAGGGCUAUGAGCUACACCGGGAUGGCUUUUCCUGCAGCGAUAUCGAUGAGUGCAGCUACUCCAGUUAUCUCUGCCAGUAUCGCUGUGUCAACGAGCCAGGUCGCUUCUCCUGCCACUGCCCUCAGGGCUACCAGCUGUUGGCCACGCGUCUCUGCCAAGACAUUGAUGAGUGUGAGUCGGGUGCACACCAGUGCUCUGAGGCCCAAACCUGUGUCAACUUCCAUGGGGGCUACCGCUGCGUGGAUACCAACCGCUGUGUGGAGCCCUACGUUCAGGUGUCUGACAACCGCUGUCUCUGUCCUGCCUCCAACCCUCUGUGCCGGGAGCAGCCCUCAUCCAUUGUGCACCGCUAUAUGAGCAUCACUUCGGAGCGCAGUGUGCCUGCUGAUGUAUUCCAGAUCCAAGCCACCUCUGUCUACCCUGGGGCCUACAAUGCCUUUCAGAUACGUGCCGGAAAUUCACAGGGGGACUUCUACAUUAGGCAAAUCAACAAUGUCAGCGCCAUGCUGGUCCUCGCCCGGCCAGUGACAGGCCCCCGGGAGUACGUGCUGGACCUGGAGAUGGUCACCUUGAACUCCCUCAUGAGCUACCGGGCCAGCUCUGUACUGAGACUCACCAUCUUCGUGGGGGCCUAUACUUUCUGAGAGGGGACCCUCUGCACUGUCCCCUGUAGCCAAGGAGCCUGGGGGGCAGGGAUGACUGUUUUGAUAAAAGGGAAAAUGUUGUGAAGGGAAGAAAGAGAAAGGCAAAUAAAGGGAGAAAGAAG